Rubroshorea leprosula is the source of this 1840-nucleotide messenger RNA. The record is from the annotation of a GenBank genome assembly. Lineage: Eukaryota; Viridiplantae; Streptophyta; Magnoliopsida; Malvales; Dipterocarpaceae.
CUGCUAGUUCUUGUGUCAGUAUACUUGAUGAUCUUCUUGAUUCUUGGUUUUUGUUCAUAUGGACACCUCUUUAGGAGGGGUGAUGAUUAUUAGAAGAUACCUAUAUGAGGUAUCCUCAAUUCUUGUCUCUUGCAAGUGUUAAUCUCUGUAUCCUUGAUGUCUCAGCUUUGACUUGACUCUAGGAUAACUUGAUUGUAAAUCUGCUUAGCCUCGCCUCCAUGAGCUACGAGGUAAAGGGGUAGUCCUUGAAAUACUUGAUGCCCUAGAGUUUUGUUCCAAGGGAAAUGAUUCUUUGAUCUGGCUGCUUGGAUUUUUGUUUGCCCUUUUAAUUGGAAGACAGUAAUCUUCUAAGCAUCUUGAUCCCAGCCAUUGCUUUGUUCUGUUAAUUAAUUCUAGUACUUAAGGUGCUAGAUUUUGACAUCCUGGUUAUAUCUGCUCUUGAAUCCGUGUUCUGAUUGUCAUUAUUGGAAUCUCUUGUGUGGGCUCUCUUUUGUGGGCCUAAUUUUUGGAAUUCUAUUACUUGUUUCAUGGUUAACUCUUGUCUCUUAAUUUUGACUGCUUGGUUAAAUUUGAUCUUGACUCUAGCUUUGACUUGACUCUAGGAUAACUUGAUUGUAAAUCUGCUUAGCCUCGCCUCCAUGAGCUACGAGGUAAAGGGGUAGUCCUUGAAAUACUUGAUGCCCUAGAGUUUUGUUCCAAGGGAAAUGAUUCUUUGAUCUGGCUGCUUGGAUUUUUGUUUGCCCUUUUAAUUGGAAGACAGUAAUCUUCUAAGCAUCUUGAUCCCAGCCAUUGCUUUGUUCUGUUAAUUAAUUCUAGUACUUAAGGUGCUAGAUUUUGACAUCCUGGUUAUAUCUGCUCUUGAAUCCGUGUUCUGAUUGUCAUUAUUGGAAUCUCUUGUGUGGGCUCUCUUUUGUGGGCCUAAUUUUUGGAAUUCUAUUACUUGUUUCAUGGUUAACUCUUGUCUCUUAAUUUUGACUGCUUGGUUAAAUUUGAUCUUGACUCUAGGUGAAUGCCGUUUUGUUGUUGAAAAUUUUGAGGCAUUCUACCUUGCACUCUUAUGUUCCAAUAUUCUUCCAAGCAUUCAUAUUUUCUACUGAUUUCAUUUUGAUGCUAUUUUGGAAAUUUCACGUCAUUUGAUGGUCCUAACUUUUAACUCUUGUUAAUUGCUAAAAUCUGUUUCUUGAUUCCAAUUGCUUUGUUAAACAUGACCUUGUUUAUUGGUUAACUUUGUUUUGUGGCAUAAUUUAUAAGGCAUCCAUGUACUUGUUCAUUCAUUUAUGAUCCAUAUAUUCAUUGGAUGCUUUUCCGUCUUUGAUAGAGUUCAAAGUUUUGUUGUACUCAUCUUUAAAUCCAUGCCAUUCUUUGCCAACUCGUCUUGUGAUGGGUUCAAAGCGUAACCCCACAACUGUUUCUUUUGUGGCCUUGGCAGGAUUUAUUUCUAUUCCUUGUGCUUUCCGUAUUACCCCAGCCUCUAGUAGCUUAUUUGAUGGCAAAUCUUGUUAAGUGAUUAGUGUUCUGCUUUUUAAGAUUAGUCGUGAUUUGAUAUCAGAGUGGCGCAGCGGAAGCAUAGUAAGCCAUGUCUGUUCAUAGAAAGUGAGUGGGACAUUUGUUUUACCUCAGAUUGUGUGAAGCCAUUCACCAAUCUAGAUGGUCCUCAAUUUGAGUUUUGGGGACAAAACUCCUUUUUAGGAGGGGUGAGUGUAAUAUCCCAAAUUUUUGGGAAUAUUUAAGUGUAAGUUAAGGGCUAAAUUGUGGAAAAAUAUUGUUUUGGGCUUAAGAGCCAAAAUAUCCAAAGUUGAGGGGCUUAAAAGAGUAGAAAUUGGAUAAGGAUGGCUUAUUU